AUGGACGCCUUUACGGACAAGCAGCUCCAUUGCAGGCUCUUCAACGCUGACGUCAUCGCAGGAGCGGUAGCACAGGGUGUUGUGGUGGUCAGUCUUGCCAAUUUGCAUUGUAUCAUGCUUGGAGAAACGCAGCUGAUCCUGGAAUUGGUCCUGCACAUUUUGGCUCUAAGCCCACAGGGCAUGCUUUUGAAAUCAUCUUUGCGUAACGACACCGAGACGACAUCCUUGCGGCCAGCCUUGGAUGGACCCAACCUCGCGCUGUACAAGCCUGUCUUGGCGUCUUCCUUCCGGUCGGCCACAGAAUAUGCAGCUAAGGCUGUAGAUGGUGAUGGUGCAUCGCAGUGGGCCUCUUCCCCCUUGAGCUCGCAGUGGCUGUGGGUUGAUCUGCUUGGGCACCAUGACGUGCGCGUCGUCUCCAUCACUUGGGGUGAAGCAUCCGAGGCGAUGCUUCAAACCAGUUUCAAUGCCAUAGAUUGGACGGACGUUGCAAACCUUUCGCCACUUUCACCAUCCGAUCAGACCAUCACUGAGUUCAAUCCGCCCGUUCCAGCGCAGUGGGUGCGAGUGAUGUGCCAAGAGGCCUGCGCCAUAAUGGAACUUGGCGUCCAUGGUCACGUGCCUCACGUACCUCACGUGCCACGUGCGAACCUUGCCCUUUGGCAUCCAGUCCUGGGCUCUUCGCAAUCCGGCUUCGAGCAUGUUUCUCACAUGGUUGAUGGUAUCGAAGAGAGCCAGUGGCUUUCCGAUGUUGAGGCCGAACCCUGGGCCUGGGUUGAUCUGCUUGGGCCCCACGUUGUCGAGGAGGUUGAGGUGCUUUGGGGGGAGGAGUACGCGGAGCAGUACGCCCUGCAGACCAGCUUCACUGGCUUGGAUUGGCUUACCGUGGCGACGGACACGGGUGGCAAGGCGCAAGAGUGCGAACCAUGA
This is a messenger RNA of Symbiodinium natans, 927 nucleotides long. The record is from the annotation of a GenBank genome assembly. NCBI's taxonomy places the organism in Eukaryota, Dinophyceae, Suessiales, Symbiodiniaceae.